CUUUUUAUAGAUUGAACAGGUCAUAGAAAUGUGAUUAACAUAGAGACUUCCGGUUCUAACAGGCGGGAAUCCCUUCCGCGGCAAGGGCAUCCCCCAACCGGAAACAUCCGACACGCACCAAUGACAUAUUUUCAUAGGUAGGAAUCUACUUUUCAGCUGUCAUGGAAGAAGUUUCCACAGUUAAGGUGAAUGAGCAUGUUUCUGUGAGGAGAAAUCGAGACCGGCUCUGACGAGACGUAGGUUUCUCACAUCUCGAUAAAACUCGUGGUGACAUUUGUUAUGACGUCACACCAGUGAGCAUCAACAAAGUUGAGCAAGGGCACCCUCAUCAGUUUCGGCACUUCAUAGUCAUUUUACUGAUUUUAAUCCAUCCAGCAAAAAUGUGAAAACGUUGGAAUGAUAUUUUGGCUAUCGUCUGAGUGGUACAGCACCAGGCAAAACUGCACAACAGGCAUUUAUUUUGGGAAUGUCUAGUGGCAGCAGUGGACGGCCAUCUUGGACAUUAGGCAGCAAUAGUUCACAAGUGCGCCACACCAUCGAAGGAGUUGGGAUGGAGAAUAUUCAUGUUGAUCCUAGGAAACAAGAAUUACUAGAAGCAAGAUUUCUGGGCGCAAGAAAUCAGGGUUUGCUUGGUGAUGUAAAAGUUACUGAAAAUAACUUUGUCGCUCAGAAACAGUCAUUCCCAUCAUUGGCAGUAGCACCUCACACAACAGCAUCAUCCCAACCAGCCCAUCAGGCAUCACAGCAAGAUAACAGUAAUCUUAGCAGUGGAGGGGCUUCUAUUGAUAGAGAGGAUGGCGAAGGGCCUGGACUGCAGACACCUGAAAAGGGCAGCAAACCAGCAGAGAGGAAAAGGAAAAGAAAAUCAGCGGUUGAAACUGGUGAUGCAUUGGCAGUGGCAGUGAAAACUACAAGAGCAGAAACAAAUGGGAAGAAGAUUAAUGAGUAUUUUAAGAAUCAGUCGCCUAGUAGAGGGCACCAGUCUGCAGGCGCAAAAUCACCAUCUCCACAGGGUUAUGCUAAUUAUGUAGCAACUUCUCCUGGAUCCUCGUCAAACUCCAUUGCAGACAUCAACAUGGCAUUUGCUGCUAGAUCUCUAUCAUCACCAGCAAUGGGUCCUGUCAGUCACAAAACAAUACAGACGGAUUUGACUAUGAAUCACUUGCAGAUCAUGGAGAAACAUUCGCAAAAUGUGUCUGACAUGGAGCAGAAGGACUCAAAAAUAGAUGAACUUAUCAGACAAAAUGAUGAGCUACGACGACAGUGUACUGCUCAGCAAAAGCUAAUUGAAAAGCAUAAAGAAAAUUUACAAAAGUGUUUGGAAGUCAACAAAUCACUUUUGAUAGAAAAGAGCACAAUGGAGAAAAAGACAACUCGACAAAAGUGUAUGGAAAACAGGUUGCGAUUAGGACAGUUUGUGACACAGCGGCAAGGAGCACAGUUUGUAGAAAACUGGGUUGAUGGUUGGGCUUUCACUGAUCUGAUGAAGCAGCAGGAACGAAUUGCUGCAGAGAGGGAUGACAUAGACAAACAAAGAAGAUUGUUGAUGAAAAGGAAACCACCUACAUUACCUAAAAAUCCCAAAACUACAGACAACACUUUUGUCAAACCAGGAGAAAAAUACUUGUCAUUAGCAGACUUUUAUGAGCAAGAUGAAAUUCUGAAACUUCGGCAAGCAGCACUGAAAAAGGAAGAUGCCGACCUUCAGCUAGAAUUAGAAAAAUUAGAGCGUGAGAGGAAUCUUCAUAUACGAGAACUCAAGCGCAUCCACAACGAGGACAACUCAAGGUUUAAAGAUCAUCCAAUCCUAAAUGAACGGUAUCUGUUGCUGUGUCUUUUGGGAAAAGGUGGCUUUAGUGAAGUGCACAAGGGUUUUGAUUUGAAAGAGCAGCGGUAUGUUGCAUGUAAAAUUCACCAGUUGAACCGCGAAUGGAAAGAAGAUAAAAAAGCAAAUUACAUCAAGCAUGCAUUACGGGAGUACAACAUUCACAAGACUCUUGAUCAUCCAAGGAUAGUCAGACUCCAUGAUGUGUUCGAAAUAGACAAUAAUUCGUUCUGUACGGUGCUGGAAUACCAGACGGGGAACGAUCUGGAUUUCUACCUGAAACAGAACAAAGUCAUUCCAGAGAAGGAGGCCCGCUCCAUCAUUGUGCAGACUGCCAGCGCCCUCCGCUACCUCAAUGAAAUAAAGCCUCCUGUGAUACACUAUGAUCUAAAACCUGGCAACAUUUUGCUGGGCAGUGGGUCAGUUAGUGGUGAGAUAAAGAUUACCGACUUUGGGCUGAGUAAAAUAAUGGAUGACACUAACUUCCAGCCUGAAGUUGGUAUGGACCUCACAUCACAGGGUGCUGGAACAUACUGGUACUUACCACCAGAAUGUUUUGUGGUUGGGAAGAAUCCCCCCAAGAUAUCUUCCAAAGUUGAUGUUUGGUCCGUAGGCGUCAUAUUCUAUCAGUGUCUUUAUGGCAAAAAGCCCUUUGGUCAUAACCUGUCUCAAGCGGCCAUACUGGAAGAAAAUACCAUUCUGAAAGCCACAGAAGUAGAGUUUCCUGCUAAACCAAUUGUUUCACAGGAAGCCAAGAAUUUUAUCAGGAAGUGCUUGCAGUACAAAAAAGAGUUGCGUCCAGAUGUGUUGAUGAUGGCCAAUGAAGACUAUCUGAAACCCGCAGCCCUUAGGUCUAAACACAACAGUGAAGUUACAAACAGUAACAGUGUUGGUAGUUCUGGGCCACCUACAACAAUCACAGUCUCACAAAGUCCGUCUUUCACGUUUGGCGACAAGUUCUCCUAGUCAUCCAUUUUCAGGGCCUUCAACCCUGCGGUCCUCUGGGACCCCUUUUUAUGGGACACUUUGAAUUAGUGUCUCAGAUGAUUGUCUUGAAGGUUUGCCACCAACUGUAUUGCAAAACUAAUGUGAUCCAUCAGUGAGCCCUCAGACGGGCAGGACAGCAUUUUUGGUUAUUCCACAACCGUUGUGCAUGAUUUAAAUGACCAGUGACAAAACAUGGAACACAGUGUGGGAACAUUCACACAUAUUGGGUGAUGGCUACUUGUGUCCACUUGGAAUUUUUAAAAUUGCGAGUGCCAUGGUGGUAGCACAAGUUUGUGCAUACCCAUACUAUUGUAGGAGCAACCAGCAUCUUGCUUGCAUGUUGUGUAUGUUAGAAGUUAGAGAGUGUGAAUGGGAGUGUGCUGUCAGAAUGGGAGAAAGAUCAGACUGUAUGCAAUACAGGCUGAUAGAGUGAUAAGUGAGAUGCUACUUGAAAGACUGCCUAUAAACAGAAAGCUGUUCUGUAGACAAUAGAUCAGGAGACAGUAGGAGUGAUGAAUGUGCAAGAGUAUAAAUAUUUGUGCUCAUGUGCAUGUUGUGUGCGCAUGCAUCUGACAAGGGUGAUAAAAAAAAAACUACAAAAAAACAAACACUUGAACAUGAUUGUGGAGAUGCUUGCUGGUGAGUGAAUAGGUGGAAAAGUUGCUUGUUUCAACAUAAGUUGUGGACAACAGCAAUUCGAGGAGCCAUUCAGCUGUAAGAUACAUCUUUGUGGUGCAGGAAAGUCAUAGACUGUGUGAGGCUGAAUUAUUCUGUUUCAUCAGAGUUGUGCUUACAUUUCUAGCAGAAGUUGGCUAGUUGAGGGCCACCCACAGAAAGUGUUCAGUGUGCAAGUGAUGAGGACUGUAAAGAUGUCACCCAAAACAAACCCAGGGGGAAAGCUUUUAUGCUGUGAAUGUUUUAAGAUUUUGUCAAUUUAUUUUUAAUUCCUUAUUUAUUUUUUACAUUGCCUCUCUCUUCCAUUUAUCUGUUCCUUUUUUCCCUUCAAUCCCCCUUUUUCAUUUCCCUCCCCUGUUUCACCCCUUUUAUCUCUUGGCUGUCUAUGGCUGUUUCUUUUCAUUUCAUUCUCUAUUUCCCUUCUCUUAUUUCUAUUACUAAUCUGUCUUUCACUGCUUGUGUGUCUUUCCCCACCCUCUUGUGGCGUCCAGAAAGGAUUCGCUCCAAGCUAGCAUGGAAAAAAGUAAUCGUUUGCAAAACUCGGCUUCAUUGUGGAAGUGAGAUUCUCAGUCAGCAUUCAGUGCACCAGGAAAUAAUGUAGUCUGUGUAACAGCUUCAAGGCAUUGGACCUAGGUUGAUACCUUAAAGGUUUACCAGAGUGCAAAAUUAUUUUUAAACAACACUACCAGAUACGAAUUCCAAAGAUCUGAGCAAAUAACUCCAUUCCAUUUGUGAUAUACAAGCCUUCAAACAUUAGAUGUUCUCAUUGUGCAUAUAAAAAAGGUCAAAGCCAUGAUGUUAUUGUGUUACAGUAGUUAUCAUUCAUGGAUAUUUUUAAGUCUUGUUUGCUCCCAGUUCUCCCAUUGACUGUGGCCUUGCUGUCUUUCUUGAAUGAUGUUGAGGCUAGCAUGAUAUUCAAUGCAACUGUGCUUAUGGGAUAAAAUCAGUGCACUUUGGUAUUAAUUAAUGGAAGCACUUUUAAAAAUAAGUUUUAUUCACCUGUCUGAGCUAAGCUUUGAGCUCUGGUAAACCUUUAAAGCUAGAGCAAAGAUUGCAAGUAUCCAGUUGUGUCAUGUUAGCCUUUUGCAGAGUUCCAAGAUUUACCAUGCUGCUAUGGUAAUGAAGCCUUGAAGAGGUAAAAAAAACCAUCCUGGUCUGUAAGCAUUGUCUCAUGAAACAUUUUAGACUACCAUGGAUGACUGGGUGAUAAACAUUGUGUCACCUCUGUUAAUGUUGUAUAUGUGCAAAAUUUUGCAAAGUCCUUAUCAUACACAGUGAAAAACAAAGAGCUUUGUCUACCAAGCUGGGCUUCUAGACGUGUGGAUGCGAGCUUCUGUCUUUCUGCACCAGCCCUUGAUUGAAAGAAACAAGUGGAUACAUGAGUUUAAGAGAAGUUGAGAAACAAAAGGCCAUGACUCUGAGGUUACAGAUCCUCCAGAUAGCUGACUGGCAUUCAGUUACUUUGCUUUCGUUUUGUGGCUUCACAGUUCUUUAAUUAUUUCAUUUCCUAGAUACGCUCAAGCACUGCGAGUCCUUUGGACCUCACCUUACAGACAGUAUGACCAGAGUUCCUGAAAUCAUUGUGUAAUGAUGUGAUAUAAUAAAAGUACAAAAUAUUUGUAUUGUCUGCUUUAAAGGAAGCUUUAAUGUUACCGACACCACUUUUGUUCAUGCUCUUCUUCCGAUGUCAUCUGCAAAUGCUGCAUAUGCAGGAGGAAUCUGUGUUGACAUACUAAGUGUUUCACAAUCUGACUUGCAUGGUUGCUCCACCAUUUUGACUGUGCCAAAUGACGCUGGAGACAGUGUAGCCAAGGACGAUGACUUUGAAAGAUCUGCAGUUAGGCAAAGGGAUAAAAGAACAGGCUAUGCUUAACAUCAUGACGAUACUUUGUGCAAAAAGUUGGCCCUGCUUCAGUUAUGAUAUGCAGGUAACCUGCUUGAAUGAGAUUGCUUCAAAAAGAAUGAAAAAAAGACAGAUGAGAGAGAGAGUGCGCAUGAUCCAGAUAAGUUCCUCAAAGUUGUGAACAGCUAUUUACCCCUUGUCUCUCCAGGUGUUCACUCGUGAAAAUAAUGGAAAAAAAAAACCACUGUCUCCAUAACCCGCUGAAUGAAAUACUACUCAAUUUGUUGUAUUUUUCACUUUGACAUUUUCAAAAUUUUUCCAUCUCCGAGUAUUCACUCUUUUUCUAUCUGCCCGGAGAAAGUGUGGCAAACAUACAUGAAAAUGGAGUUUUUAAAUGAUCCCGUCACAAUUUAUACAGACUUGUAUCUGUUUCCCUUUUAGUGUUAUGCAAGGUUUCCGCUGCAUGACUGUGUUACUUGUACAGUUCAGACCAUUUUGGGCACUUCUUCCAGUCAAAAAAAUUAGAGGAGACACCUUGUGCUUUCUUCACCAUAUUCCAAAACAUCUUUUAUCUUGCUGCUCGAUUUUGAUUUAUCUGCAAGUGAAAGUCAUGAGAUCUUCAUCUCUGAAUGCCUGCUUUGUGACACACAGUUGCCUAAUUGCAGAAAAGUGGUGACAAAUUAUUUUUGUAGUUAGAACUAUUGCAGUAAUGAGUGUCCAUUUACACUGUCCAUUUGCAGAGUUCAGGGAGGAAAAAGUGUUCAGAUUAUGUGCUGUCUUUAAGGAAAGUAUUAGACUGCUCAUACGUCUGCAUGUAUGCUGAAACAAUCCAUCUUUUCAAAAGUUAAAUCACAACAGCUAUUUAUUCAGUGUUUAAAAGUUUUUGCCUUUUCUUUUAAUCACUUUAAAGGCAUUACUUUUCUUCAAAUACCAAAUGGAUUUUUAUAGUACAAAACUUUAGUUAUUUUUUUCUCCUUUGGUUUAUAUUCACCUUCAUAUAAAAGGUCAUUAUACUGCAAUUUAUUUUUCUUUUAGGCACUUGUACAAACUACAAAGGGAGUGGGCUGAGAGGUGCGACACACUAAACUUCUUAUACAGGUUUGGGAGAAGAGCAGUGGAAAGUUUUUCACAUGUUAGUCAUCGCUUUUCACUUCUAAGGAACCAUUUUCCACCAGCGUUUUUUCUAUCUUGACUGCUGACAACUGGCUUAAAAAUAUUGUGCGAUAUGCAUGAGCUGUUUGCCAUAAAAUGCAACUAUUGUGGAUUUUGUUCAUCUACUGGUGAGAGAGUAAAGUGACGCAAAACACGAACGUUUAAUAUAUUCCAUACCUUCGGUGCGUAGACCUACAUCAUAUGGAGAGUUUGAUUUUGUACACAGCCUUUGGAUCGUGUUGCUUCCAGCUGUCACAGGACUGCAGAUAUUGUGAAGUGCUUUGUUCUGCGUUGGAAGUCGAGAUGAACAUUUCUCUACAGCUGUCAGAUGUACACAGACGUGAAUCAAACAAGGAUUUCCAUUAACAUUUUGAAUCGUGUCGUGCAAACACUUCAGAUUAAAACUGAAAUGAGUCUCAUACUCGCCUCUAAUGUCUUUUGACUAGGAUGUGGGAGGGACAAGUGGGGGAAAAACAACUCGCGCAACGUCUCCAUGUGAGAGAGCGUUGGCGUGGGUACAGGUGCAUCUGCAAAUCUGCAUUGGUGGUGUGUGACGGUUUUGAAGUGACUAUGAGGGACAUCUGUUUCGCGCCUGGUGUGGUUGCAUGCCUGAAAGCAAGAGGUACAUAGCGCCAGUGCAGUUUUCCCAGUAUGUGGUGCGAGCGAUUGCGAACCCAUGAAUGUGUGGUAUUCUGAGGUCAGGUGGGCAGAUGUGUACGGGGUGUCUAGACCAAUGUGUAAUAAAGAAUGCUCGGACUAUCUCAGUCUGCAGAAAUAAUUA
Pomacea canaliculata is the source of this 7263-nucleotide messenger RNA. RefSeq names its product serine/threonine-protein kinase tousled-like 2. Gene Ontology annotation, molecular function: protein serine/threonine kinase activity; ATP binding. Gene Ontology annotation, cellular component: nucleus. The transcript has 22 exons. Lineage: Eukaryota; Metazoa; Mollusca; Gastropoda; Architaenioglossa; Ampullariidae. The coding region runs from base 467 to 2791 and encodes 774 amino acids. The record is from RefSeq and is a predicted model, not a curated record. Gene Ontology annotation, biological process: peptidyl-serine phosphorylation; chromosome segregation; intracellular signal transduction.